CGGACUUAUAAAUUAGUGAUAACCCGAUUUUAAAUAUAAAACAGGAGAAAUAUGGUUAAAGCUGUUAAGUUUUAUUAUAUAAUGAUUAUCUUUCUUUCCUUAUUUACUUUUUCAAUGAACAGUAAAUCAAUUUUGGUAUGUAAAGUUAAUGAGGAUUGUCCACAGGAAUUGUGCGAGCCUGGUAUGAUAGUGAAGUGUGAUUUGCCAGAAUAUCCGUAUUAUAUUAUACUAAUAAUCAGAUUAUACGAGAUGUGUAACUAUUGCAGAUUGUCCAACAAAUAUGUGUCGACCUCAUGAAAUGUUGAAGUGUAAGAACAAGUAUUGUAAAUGUUUAACAGUGUGGACCACAUAUAAGUUUGUGCCCACAUAAAUAUAAGCUUAUUGUAAUUUUUUUCAUUCCUACUCCAUAUAAAAAUAUCUAUUAAAUUGAAAAGUAUUUUUCUUAUCUAACACAGAUAAAUAAGUUGGGAUAGAGAUGAAUUUUUUUACCGAUGAAAUUUUGACUUUGAUCUCUAAUUUUUUGGUCGCAAAACAUAUUAACAUAUAUUUUUUAUAUUAUUUUAACCUCACCUUAUGAAAAUCUAGCUUAUUUUUUGUAUUUUAAAAAGUAUUUUGUUACUCUUUCAACUUUAAAGUCAAUUUCUCUUAUUAGAUAAUAUAUAAUCUAGUCUAUCAUCUUUCGUUAUAUUUAAAUUUCUAAUUUUAUUUAAUUUAAAUCUUAGUGCUCUGAAAUCAAAAAUAUCGAAAUCUCCUUGUUUCUUAAAAUAAUUUUUUAUAAUUUAUUUUUCUUGUUUUAAUCAUCAUCUAAAUAGUCUUAAAUUGUAUUAUUUUUUAUUAAAUCUAAAUCUAUUAUAAAUUUAUUAUCAUAUAUACUUCAACUAAUAAAAUAUGAUCUAUAUCACUAUUAUAUAAUCUAUUUCAUUUUCAAAAAAAAUAUAGUUUGUCCACAUAAUUUUUCAUACUAUUUACAUAUUUUGUUAUUAGGUCAUUUGGUAAGUUAAAUUUCCAAAUACAUCUUAAUUUUUCAUAA
Molecule: messenger RNA, 1030 nt
Organism: Vicia villosa (hairy vetch)
Lineage: Eukaryota; Viridiplantae; Streptophyta; Magnoliopsida; Fabales; Fabaceae
Exons: 4
Coding region: 52-297 (81 amino acids)
Molecular function (GO): metal ion binding
Source: RefSeq, a predicted model, not a curated record